AUGGUAUUAAACAAGUUUGCUCUCGGUGCCAUUGCCAUGGUCACCUUUGGUACGAUCUACAAUAUUGUCGCAGUGAUUCUUCCAAUGUGGGCAUCCAAUAAGACUGUCAACUCAGCGUACAGUAGCACUAUAUCCAGUACCAACUUUAAAGCUGGUCUAUUGGGAUUCUGUGUUGAUACCGAAAUGACCGAUGGCACGUCCUUCGACGAUUGCUUCUACUACAAGUUUGGAUCACUAGGCGAUAAUCUGUCAGUACUUGACAGUGAAUUGUGGUCAAAAUACACGUCCGAUGGUGUAUGCAAAGGCUAUGACAAUGCAGGCGACGUGAGCGAUGCAGAACAAUUCGCAUACUCGACUGUACUCGCGACUGCUGCUGGUAUGAACGCGGUAGAGUUUGACAAGUUCUUGGACAAGUCAUGCGGUAUGCUCGGUAUGGGUACAAUGACGACUGGUGGCAUGAGCUUAUCAAAUGGUCUCAUGGCGCUCAUUGCGAUGGUGGGUGCAAUCACGUGCAGCAAAGGAAACAAAAAGUGGACCGGUGCUGGUUACUUUCUCGUUGGUGUGGCGGCUUUGACAUCCAUCCUGACGAUCAUACUCUGGAUCAUUCAGUCAAAGCCACUUGGCGAAGAGGAUGACACGUCUUACAAGGCCUCUUUCUUCUUGAUGAUCAUUGCAACACUGCAUUAUCUUGGGACAAUACCUUUGUUCUGGAAAUGCUUGGAGCACCAACGAGAGACAAUGAAGGCUCACGACGAGGACCAUACGACCUACAUGGAGGCUGAAACACCUAUCAAUGGUCGUGCCCCAACCAGCUUAGUUUAA
Messenger RNA from Peronospora belbahrii, 822 nucleotides. The record is from the annotation of a GenBank genome assembly. Lineage: Eukaryota; Oomycota; Peronosporomycetes; Peronosporales; Peronosporaceae.